AUGUCAUCUUAUUCGAAGCGUAUCGCGUGCGAUAGGGUGCAGAAUCGCGUGAGCUUUAAGCUGCGGGAGGCUCGUGAGUCAUCCAGGCCGGAUCCAGGUAAUUUAGGCGUGGGCACACCGACUGUGAAACGUCAGGUGGUGGCCGCUCGCGUGGAACCGCUUAAUAUGUAUCUAUCCGGGAGGGAGCCCCACCACUCGUACCUUUACCCGUCUCCACGACAGCUCUUGCUUCGUGAUAUAUUCCAGGUAGCUUCUGCGCCGGAGAGUGUGGGUUCGAUCUCCACUACUGGA
This is a messenger RNA of Iphiclides podalirius (scarce swallowtail), 291 nucleotides long. The record is from the annotation of a GenBank genome assembly. Lineage: Eukaryota; Metazoa; Arthropoda; Insecta; Lepidoptera; Papilionidae.